Molecule: messenger RNA, 417 nt
Organism: Pundamilia nyererei
Lineage: Eukaryota; Metazoa; Chordata; Actinopteri; Cichliformes; Cichlidae
Product: 5-hydroxyisourate hydrolase-like
Exons: 4
Coding region: 64-417 (117 amino acids)
Biological process (GO): purine nucleobase metabolic process
Molecular function (GO): hydroxyisourate hydrolase activity
Source: RefSeq, a predicted model, not a curated record
CAGCAAUUUAAAAAAUGAAUCCUUCAUCCAUGUUAGACACAAAGACAGGUCUGAAAGCAGAUCAUGGCGGAGUCCAGCCCUCUGACCACUCACGUGCUGAACGCUACUGACGGCAUCCCGGCAGCCAGGAUGGCCCUCAGCCUGCACCGACUGGACUCCAAGCUGAUGAUCUGGGCCAUGCUGAGUGUCGGGACAACAAACCAAGAUGGCCGCUGCCCAGGACUCAUGAACCAAGAAACUUUUACUCCUGGCAUGUACAAGCUCCGCUUUGAGACUGGUUCAUACUGGGAAGGCCUUGGUCAGCCCUCUUUCUACCCCUAUGUGGAGGUUGUGUUCACCAUCAGUGAGCCGGAGCAGAGGUUUCACAUCCCUCUACUGAUGAGUCGCUUCUCCUACAGCACUUACAGAGGAAGCUGA